Funneliformis caledonium is the source of this 554-nucleotide messenger RNA. The record is from the annotation of a GenBank genome assembly. NCBI's taxonomy places the organism in Eukaryota, Fungi, Glomeromycota, Glomeromycetes, Glomerales, Glomeraceae.
UUCUUUUCGCGUUCAUUGCUUUUACGACAGCAAUAUCCAUUAAGGACGAAUCGAUAAAGCUUGAAAAACGAAACUCGUGUUCAUCUAAUUCUAAAAGAAAUCUUUUGGGUAAAAGAAACGAAGAAGACAAAUCGUGCCCAUGUACGAUCGCCGAGUCGAUUUUCUAUACGGAAUUUAGAGGAUUUACAUUUUAUUCACAAGACGAAUGCGGAAGCACUACUAUCGCAGGAAUGUUCAGUCGUGGAUUCGAGACUUUAAAUUCUACCAACAAUAUUACAUUUGAAAUCGUUGAUAGUUGCAACCGUACCCUCUAUGACCUCACGGAAGGAUUGAAUGUUCAAAUUAAUGAUGAUGGUAGUACCGAUCCAUAUCUGUACACCUUUGAUGAAAUCACUUUGGAUUGUUUUGAAGAUGGUAUCCUUUUCCCGCAAGUUGGUAAAUAUAGCAAACGUACCUGUGGUUCAAAUCAACGUCGUGAUGGCGAUAAUUCCAUGGUUGUAAAACAGAAUGAUGACAUCCAAGCAUCAGCGAAAAUUGAAAAUGUACCAAGAUAG